Epithele typhae is the source of this 897-nucleotide messenger RNA. RefSeq lists its product as uncharacterized. The record is from RefSeq and is a predicted model, not a curated record. The transcript has 5 exons. Lineage: Eukaryota; Fungi; Basidiomycota; Agaricomycetes; Polyporales; Epitheliaceae. The coding region runs from base 1 to 897 and encodes 298 amino acids.
AUGGCGCAUCUGGCUUACCUGUUCGCCUUCAUUCCCUACGUGCCUGCAGGACACGCUACUACAGUUGCACUCGGAAGUUAUUGCUCCACGACGAACAACCGCAUAGACCCUAGCAGCGGCCACUUCUCUGGGGAGUGCGGCGACACCCGUUUCUGUUCUGGCCCAACCAACGGAACGUGUCAGCCACGACUUUGCCGACGCGACGAGUUUCCCUUCGGCUUCGAUCGUGGGACGGUUCUCCCUCCUCUCUGCAAGAACGGGACGUUCUGCCCAGACGAAGGAAGCGGCUGCAAGCCACUCCUCUCGGUUGGCGAGACGUGCCAGUACGACCGCGACGACCAGUGUGCACCGCCGACCCCGGCGAAGUCCCACGUCCUCGCAGGCUUGCGAAAUGCCGAGGAGGCCGUUUGUCUCAAGGCUAAGUGCAUGCACGCAAACGGGACGCUCGGGCACCCUUGCGUCCUCGAUACCGCGAUGUACUCGGACGGCGAGUUCACGAACACGAUCUUGCGCCACAACUGCCAGGCGCCGAUGUUCUACUGCCACUCGACCGAAGGCGUAUGCGUCCCUACGCAGAAGCUGGGAUUAUCAUGCACUUCCGACCAGGAAUGCCGUUCUUUUCAUUGCGGCGCAGCUGGUGCAUGCUUGGACCCUGCCGGUACACCCGUUAACGUGGAGGUUUGGCAGCUAGUCAUCACUGGACUGGCCAUUCUCGCAGGCAAGAUGAUGGUCUUCGUCAUCGUAUCGCUGGUGAUAGUCCAUAGGCGUCUUCGUAAGAAGAGAUACGACGAAAUUCGGGAAUACUACGAGGAGCAAACCAGUCUCAGACAAUGCCUCACGAAGCUGCAUGCUGCGGCGUUGGACAACUACGAGAAGCAACGGAGUCGGUAUGACUGA